GAGGCUGGCCUUUUUGGUAGGGCUCGUAAAAGGUUGGUGGGGCUUGCUUUUUCCCUUUCUAGGUUUCUUACUCUCCAACAUGGACUCAAAUCAAUACCACACAAUAGAAGAAAUCGAUCGAGAACAAAGCAUAAACCCGAAUUUCUCCUCUUCCGAGACUUCUAUGGUGGAACCUCCGGAGCCCGAAGGCCAAGCCGGACCUGAAUCCACGAUUCAGCUUAAAGAAGAAGAACUCACAGACAUAGAUGGCCAAGAAUUAGAUGAUGAUGAUAACAACAACGACAACACUGUCCCAAUUAGCCUCUUACAGGUACCUCAGUCAAACAAUCGGGCACUAACUCCGGCCAAAAGACCUUCCAAGGAUCGCCAUACGAAGGUGGAGGGGCGUGGCCGUAGGAUCCGUAUGCCUGCCACAUGUGCGGCUAGGAUUUUCCAACUAACCCGAGAGUUGGGCCACAAGUCAGACGGCGAAACCAUCCGGUGGCUUUUGGAGCACGCCGAACCAGCUAUUAUUGAAGCUACUGGUACCGGAACCGUCCCUGCUAUUGCAGUUUCCAUUAAUGGAACUCUCAAAAUCCCAACUACUUCCCCAGCAAGACCCAACGGCGAUGACUUGCUUUCGAGGAAGAGGCGUAACAGACCUUCAAAUAGCGAUUUUACCGACGUUAAUGAGCACCAGAGUUCUGUAUCUUCAGGUUUGGCUCCUAUUACGCCGAUAACAACAGCAGCAGCAUUAUUACCAAAUUUAGGGGGAGCUUGUGUGCAAGGGUUAGUGCCUUGGUGGCCUAUGGGCACUUUUAUGUUGCCACAAUCUGCUGGUUUAUCUGGUGGUGGGUCCAAUUACAAUCAGCCUCAAUUGUGGGCAAUACCUGCUGCUGCGACCCCAUUUUUUAACGUAGCGGCAAAGCCCAUAUCCAGUUUUGUUUCGGCCAUGCAACCUGGGAUCCAAUUGGGUGAUGGGGUUUCGAAUUCAGUGGGAUCGGGUGGGUCUUCUUCUCCAAUGGGGUCAAUGAGUUCGAAUUCAGGAACGAGCACAACCAAUAGUUCUGGUGGUAAUUGUACUUGUAAUGGUGCUGCUAGUGCUAAUACUGGUAGCGCGCAUAUGCUUAGGGAUUUCUCUUUGGAGAUUUAUGAUAAAAAAGAGCUUCAAUUCUUGGGUCACCCUGCUAGUCAGCAUCCGACCUGCUCAAAGCCUUAGAAAACAAAAAUGGAGGUUCUUUCGUCUUUUAUUAUUUUAUCUUAAUGACACAGUAUUAGUGUAGGGUUUUAAGGCUUUUUUUUUUUAUUUUUUAAUUUUUAAGUUUUUUAAUGCCCACAAGAAAAAGAAGAGCCAAGAGCUUAUCUUUAGUAUUUGUGAUGUGGGUUGUCUUUAUUGGAAACUAGUUCAUGCUCAUAUCAGCGUCACAAGUAGAAGUAAACUCAGAGUAAUCUUUCUUCUUAUGAUGUGAGCCAUGGCCCAUAAAUAGUUCCUGGAAUUCAGCUCAACGAUGACCCUCCAAUUUUAUCCUUGAUGUUAACAGUUGAUGAAAAAAUGAGAAAGUAAUGAGCAGCUUCCAUUUAACUACCUGUUCUUGAACCAUUACGAUUCCUUGUGAAGUUAGUUUGUGUAUGAAGAAUCAUUGUCAGUUAUGUAUUUCUUGAAUGAAAGUCAUGUUUCCAGCUUAAUCAUAAUUUGACUUCUUGGAA
This is a messenger RNA of Hevea brasiliensis (rubber tree), 1686 nucleotides long. RefSeq names its product transcription factor TCP19. Lineage: Eukaryota; Viridiplantae; Streptophyta; Magnoliopsida; Malpighiales; Euphorbiaceae. The record is from RefSeq and is a predicted model, not a curated record. The transcript is spliced from 2 exons. Gene Ontology annotation, cellular component: nucleus. Gene Ontology annotation, molecular function: DNA-binding transcription factor activity; sequence-specific DNA binding. Bases 80 to 1198 code for a protein of 372 amino acids.